CCGGUUUGUUGAAAAAGAAUUGAUGAAUCACGAUUAAAAGCCAGUUUAGAAUAGCGAGUCGCUCUAUGGCAGAUCUGCGUAUUAAAUUGGCGCUGAUAGAUCUCAGCGGAACACUGCACGUGGACGAUAAACCUACCGAUGGGGCGGUUGAUGCUUUAAAGAGAUUACGACAACAUGGUGUCCAAAUUAAAUUUGUCACCAAUACGACUAAAGAAAGCGUCCAUUCGUUAUACAAUCGACUAUGCAAGAUCGGUUUUGAACUUGAGCAGAAAGAAAUUUACGGCUCAUUGGCAGCUGCCUCUGAUUACGUACGUAAGAACAAUCUCAAUCCUUACUACUUACUAACCGAUGACGCACGAACCGAUAUGCCUGCAAACGAUCCGGAUAGGCCGAUUGACUCGGUCGUGGUUGGUCUCGCGCCGGAACAAUUUUACUAUGAAAAUCUCAAUAAAGCAUUUCGCGUACUUCAUCAAAAUCCUGCAAAACUAAAUGUGAGCCUCGUUGCUAUCCAUGAAGGACGCUACUACAAGACCCCAGAUGGCAUUGCUCUCGGUCCGGGUUUUUUUGUAAAAGGGCUCGAGUAUAGCACAGGCGUUUCAUCUAUCUGCAUCGGCAAACCUAACGAAUAUUUCUUCCGUUCUGCCUUGCCAGACAAUGUUGCUAUUGAGGAAUGCGUUAUGAUAGGAGAUGAUCCAAAUGAUGAUUGUCUUGGGGCAAUGCGCAUCGGAAUGAAGGGAUAUCUGGUGGAGACGGGGAAAUAUCAACCGGAAAAGUAUACCAAAGCGGACUUACCAGGCGUGACCGGAAUAUUUGCAAGAUUCAGUGACGUAGUACAACAUAUAAUUGAAAGCAGCCGUCCUUAAAUUUACGUUUAAGGUGAUAUUCAAGAGUAACGAAAUGAAGAAUCAAGCUAGUGGUCUUUCUCUACACAACCACCAACGGAUCCUUGUCACAGAUAGACACAUGAGUUGUAACAGUACCAUAAGUUUUAAGCCGCUCAUCUAAAAUGCUUUUGAAUACAGUCAAAUAUCCUCGCUCCGAAUUGCUAUGGCCCAGAAGGACGACACAGGUGCCAUUACUUGUAGCUUCCAACACCUCAUGGUGGGACAUUUCUCCGGUAAUGUACAUGUCUGCCUUAACGCCCUUAAGUACACUAGCUCCUGAACCGGCACAUACGGCAAAAGACCGGAUUUUGCGACGACCAUUUGUUUCAGGUGCGAAACUAACCAUAGCAUUGCCCACCUUAGUGUGUUUUGUAAUUAGCUGCACGGCAGCUUGUUCCGUUAGCGGAUCACCCUGAAUGUCGCAUAUACGA
Anopheles nili is the source of this 1315-nucleotide messenger RNA. RefSeq names its product haloacid dehalogenase-like hydrolase domain-containing protein 2. The coding region runs from base 66 to 863 and encodes 265 amino acids. Gene Ontology annotation, molecular function: phosphatase activity. The transcript is spliced from 5 exons. Lineage: Eukaryota; Metazoa; Arthropoda; Insecta; Diptera; Culicidae. Gene Ontology annotation, biological process: dephosphorylation. The record is from RefSeq and is a predicted model, not a curated record.